Molecule: messenger RNA, 1319 nt
Organism: Physella acuta
Lineage: Eukaryota; Metazoa; Mollusca; Gastropoda; Physidae
Biological process (GO): carbohydrate transport
Cellular component (GO): membrane
Molecular function (GO): sugar transmembrane transporter activity
Source: RefSeq, a predicted model, not a curated record
CUUAGGUCAGCAGUCCGGGACCACAGUGCAACUGUCCGUCCAGCUGAAUAAAACUGUAACAAGUUACAUCUGCAUUAAAACCUUUUUCAGGAUUGAAUAGUUUUUGCCAUAUUGCUUGAAAACUCACCUAAACAAACAAAAUGGAUAAUUCAGUGCUGUUGAGCAUAGUAGAAUAUGCCACAAUAGGUGUUUCAUUUAUCAUGAUGGGAUCUGGAGUGCCAGGAUGUGUUAAAAUGUACAAGACAAAAGAGACAAAAAAUGUACCAUUAUCUAUGUAUCUGAUAUUUGCUCUUAUAAAUCUCCUUAGCCUUCAGUAUGGAAAGCUUUUACAAAAUAGCACUCUAAUUCUGAUCAAUGUUGUUGGCUUGUCAGUUUGGGGAACCUGUAUUUUUAUCUAUAUUUUGGUCAGCAAUCCUAAGACCACACCUUUGUUAAAACUCUUCACAUUGAUUGGACUAUACAUGUCAAAAAUGUAUUACCUCAGUAUUAUCCCUCAAACUGAAGUUGUUCCUACUUUAGGGAGUUACCUCAUGUUUUGGUGUAUCAUGUUAUCUGUUAUUCCAGUUUUGGAAAUAAUCAAAAUAGUUUCUGAAAGAUCUGCAACCUGCUGUGAUAAGUCAAUAAUGUUUGGAGCAACAUUAAGUGCUUCUGUGUGGUGCAGUUAUGGUGUACUUAUUAGUGACAUCAAUAUUUAUGCUCCUAACUUCCUGGGUUUAGUUAUCAAUGGAAUAAAAAUUAUUUUGGUCUUUGUUUUUGGUACCCAAUCCAAAAGCAUACAUAUAGAUUAGGCUGAUAUGGACUAAAACUUUUGCAAAAUUUUCAAUAGGAAUUUUAUUUAUCCUUUUGCACCACCUAAUUUCAUCUUAUUUUAUAAUUGUUAGUUAAUAUCUGUAAUUUGCUAAAUAUAUAAUAAAUAUGUUUGUAGUCUGUUCAUUAAAAUUACAGGCAGUUUAAUAGGAUAACAAGGGUUAAUUAAGCUACUUGAACAGGAUUAGAGAAGGUAAUAACUGUAUCAUACAUAACUAAAAGAUUAUUUUUUAUUUUUCUUUAACUUGAGGCCUAUACAAAUGCCAAAUUAGUGUUACCGUAUUCCUGUUCUAUUGUAUUAUUUUUAGAUCCAAUAACUAAAACUAAAGUUACACUUUGGAAUGUUUUGGUCUGUGGGGAAUACGAAAUAGUGUUGACUUUUUUUCUGUGACCUCAGCUUAGGUUCAGUAUGCCCAGCUGUUUUUACUUCCUCAAAUGUGGAUCAGGUACCCUAGGUUGAUGGAGAGAAUUUUAGUGUUAGCAGUCAUGCACCAUCCCAUAAAUAGUAAUUU